UUCUCUCUGUUUCCGAGACGUUCACGGUCUGAACGGCUUCAACAGCCGCCGCUGCCGCCGCUGCAUGUCGCGUCCAGACUUCCACACUUUUCUCCGUCAAUCCUCGUUUUCCGCCCCCGAAUGAAGAUAUCCAGGUAUGCCAAAGGAAAAAUAUGACCCUCCAGAUCCUCGCAGAUGUUACACCAUCAUGCCAGCAGAGGAGGUGGCCAGUGGGAAGAAGUCUCACUGGACUGAGCUCGAGAUAUCAGGUCGCGUGAGGAGCCUGAGCAGCUCGUUAUGGACGCUCACUCACCUGACAACGCUGCACAUCAACGACAACAACCUGAGCCGCAUCCCGCCGGACAUCGCCAAGCUGCCCAACCUGGUCUACCUGAACCUGUCGUCCAAUAAGCUGCGGAGUCUGCCCGCCGAGCUGGGCAACAUGGUCUCUCUCAGGGAAUUGCUUUUAAACAACAAUCUAUUGCGAGUCCUGCCUUAUGAACUUGGGAGGCUGUUCCAGUUACAAACUCUGGGGCUUAAAGGAAACCCUUUGUCCCAGGACAUCCUAAACCUGUACCAGGAGCCCGACGGAACCAGGAAGCUUUUGAACUACAUGCUUGACAAUCUUGCAGUUCAUCCAGAGCAGCUGCCUCAAAGACCGUGGAUCACUCUGAAAGAGCGAGACCAGAUGAUCCCCACAGCCGUGUUCACAGUCAUGUGUUACAACGUGCUGUGUGAUAAGUACGCCACGCGGCAGCUCUACGGCUACUGUCCGUCCUGGGCUCUCAACUGGGAAUAUCGUAAGAAAGGCAUCAUGGAGGAAAUCACCAGCUGUGACGCCGACAUCAUCAGCCUGCAGGAGGUCGAGACGGAACAAUACUACACCUUGUUUCUAGAAACGCUAAAGGAGCGCGGCUACGACGGCUACUUCUGUCCAAAAUCUCGUGCCAAACUGGUUUCUGAACAGGAGAGGAAACACGUGGACGGCUGCGCGGUGUUCUUCAAGACCGACAAGUUCACUCUGGUGCAGAAACACACUGUGGAGUUUAACCAGGUGGCGAUGGCCAACUCUGAGGGGUCAGAGGUCAUGCUGAACAGAGUGAUGACCAAAGACAACAUAGGGGUGGCGGUCCUGCUCGAGGUCAACAAGGACACGUUCUCCAGUGGGAUGAAGCCUCCUCAGGAGCGACAGCUCGUCCUGGUGGCUAACGCUCACAUGCACUGGGAUCCCGAAUAUUCGGACGUGAAGCUGAUCCAGACCAUGAUGUUCCUGUCGGAGCUGAAGAGCAUCGCCGAGAGAGCGUCGGGCUCCGUGGCGACCGGCUCGCCGACCUCUGACCCUUCGUCCAUCCCCAUCGUCCUGUGUGCUGACCUCAACUCGCUGCCGGAUUCUGGUGUGGUCGAGUACCUGAGCGACGGCGGCGUCGCCGACAACCACAAGGACUUUAGGGAGCUGCGAUACAGCGACUGUCUGACCAACUUCAACUGCAACGGCAAGAACGGCAACUCUGACGGAAGCAUCACACACAGCUUCCAGCUGAAGAGCGCCUACGACAGCAAUCUGAUGCCUUACACCAACUACACGUACGACUUCAAGGGUGUGAUCGACUACAUCUUCUUCUCUAAGACCCACAUGAGCGUGCUGGGUCUGCUGGGACCUCUGGACAGCCAGUGGCUCGUGGACAACAACAUCACGGGCUGCCCGCACCCCCACAUCCCCUCGGACCACUUCUCCCUGCUGGCCCAGCUGGAGCUCCACCCACCCCUGCCCCACCCUCUCAACCCCCUCAACGGGCUGCACCUGCCCGUCAACAGGUAGUGCAGCCCGCCCACUGUCCCUCUUCCUGACCCUCCCUUUUAAACACUGCCCCCCCACCCAGGUUUAUACAGGACCGUGUACAGUUCACUCAGAAACCAUCCGAACCCUUCCAGCUCUACGACACCGACCAAUAGGAGUGAAGUGUUGGCCCUGUUGGUUUUUGCACACUGUAAAUGUUUUAUUCUAUUUUUCCCUUUGAGAAAUUCUUGAUACCAAAUGUUGGGUUUGGGAUGAAGCUGCUUUUUUUCUUCUUUUUUUUUUCAUGAUCACGGCUGACUGUUGCUAUGACGACAAACCUUUUUAACAUAAAUCUGCUCCACAGGUGUCAGCUGA
Solea senegalensis (Senegalese sole) is the source of this 2131-nucleotide messenger RNA. RefSeq names its product CCR4-NOT transcription complex, subunit 6-like (gene cnot6l). The record is from RefSeq and is a predicted model, not a curated record. Gene Ontology annotation, biological process: nuclear-transcribed mRNA poly(A) tail shortening. The transcript has 12 exons. Gene Ontology annotation, molecular function: protein binding; poly(A)-specific ribonuclease activity. Bases 137 to 1798 code for a protein of 553 amino acids. Gene Ontology annotation, cellular component: nucleus; CCR4-NOT complex; cytoplasm. Lineage: Eukaryota; Metazoa; Chordata; Actinopteri; Pleuronectiformes; Soleidae.